CGGGGAGAAUGGCUUCUACUGAGCGCAUGCGUCCACAGGGGUGAGCGUGAACUGUUUUGUGUUGGCCCCGUUUGGCGCUGGCGCAUGCGCAGUGCAGUAAGCAGCGGUCUCUGGAUCAGACCGGGGACAAACAUCUCAAAAAGAGGACUUUCCGGUUUAUUCCUGGAUGAAUGGCCUCCCUAAGCAGUAGUAGUUUAUCAUCUAUAUGGACCAGUCAUCAGAGGGGUGACCUGACAUGCUCUGCCAGAUGCCUGCUUUGUUCAGUGCACAGGCUGAAUCUGUCCAGGGUUGUGCAGUAAAGAAGGCUAUUGCCUGUAGGACCCCUGCCCCAUCUGUUGCAGAAGUUGAAAGACGUUGAGGAUAUUGCGGGAAUGAAGGAUUAAGCGCUCUGUGGAAAGGGUUGUCUCUUCAACUGUCUUCAUACAGUGCUCAGUCCAAAGGAGACCUGAUCGUGAUGCAGUCCCAGUGUAAACUGCAAGUAUUGGCAUAGCAGCUGCACCCAUCCUGUUGGUCUUCCUUACGCAAUCCCACAAUGCUGCUAUCCAGUCUUCAGAGAUCCCAGGAAUGUCAUCUGAUCACAGAGCAUAAAACAUACCUUAUGACUUAUGUGACAGACUCACAGCUCAGAAAUCAACUUGUGAAUAUUGAUGCUUGCAGAAAAUAGCCCAAGCAACUCACAGAUUCCACUAUGACAUCAGGUGCUGCUUCCCCCACAUUUGUACAGAAAGAGAAAGGAAAGCAAAAGGGAGAAGAUAAUGAUAUGAUAAUCAACUGAUCAGGCAUACAUGAACAACAUUACCAAGAAGACUCCCUCACAUAAAUGAAUCCUACAGCUAUCCUCUGAUCCUACUUUCCCCGCUGGAGGAGGAGUAGGUAAACAACAUGAAGCAAAACUUGGCAUCAUCAGUUAGAUUUAUUUUGCUGCUUUUUCUGAACAUAGAGUGUUUGAAUGAGCAAUCACCUCCUGGAAAGCCUGAGGUCUUGAAGUGUCGUUCUCCAGAAAUGGAAACCUUUACUUGCUGGUGGAAGCCUGGCUCAGAUGGAGGACUUCCUACCAACUACACUCUGCUCUACAACAAGGAAGGAAAAGAACAAAUUUAUGAGUGUCCAGAUUACAGAACUGCAGGUCCCAAUUCCUGUUACUUUGACAAAAAGCACACCAAUCUCUGGACAUCUUAUAACAUUUCUGUAAAGGCAACUAAUGAGGUGGGAAGUAACAUCUCUAACCCUCAUUAUGUGGACGUGACUUCCAUAGUUCAGCCAGAUCCUCCUAUAAACCUGUCUCUGCAAGUAAUACAAUCAGCUGGGAUAGUGUAUCUUUGGGCAAAGUGGUCUCCACCUCCAUUGGUUGAUGUCAGAUCUGGUUGGCUUAUACUUCAUUAUGAAUUACGCCUAAAGUCUGAAGAAAGGGAAGAAUGGGAGACUAUUUUUGUUGGACAGCAAGCACAUUAUAAGGCGUUUAAAUUACAUCCUGGAUUGAAAUACAUUGUACAGGUUCACUGCAUGCUAGACCAUGGAGAAUGGAGUGAAUGGAGCUCAGAAAGUUACAUUCAGAUCCCCAAUGGGCAGCCCCCUGGAAAGCCUGAACUACUGAGGUGUCGUUCUCCAGAAAAGGAAACUUUUACUUGCUGGUGGAAGCCCGGCUCAGAUGGAGGACUUCCUACCAACUACACUCUGUUCUACAGCAAGGAGGGAGACAAAUCAAUCAAUGAAUGUCCAGAUUACAGAACUGCAGGCCCCAAUUCCUGUUACUUUGAUAAAAAGCACACCUCACUUUGGGCAAUCUAUAAUAUCACCAUAAAGGCAACCAAUAAGAUGGGAAGUAACAUCUCUGAGCCUCAAUAUGUGGAUGUGACUUACAUAGUUCAGCCAGACCCUCCUGUGAACCUAUCUCUAGAAGUAAAAAAACAAGUAGAUGGAAAACCGUAUCUGUUGUUGAAAUGGCAUCCACCUCCACUGGCUGAUGUCAAAUCUGGGUGGCUUACUCUUGAAUAUAAUUUGCGACUAAAACCUGAAGAAGGGGAUGAAUGGGAGACAAUUUUUGUUGGACAACAAACACAAUACAAGUUGUUUAGUUUAAAUCCAGGAAAGAAAUACCUUGCACAGGUACACUGCAAACCGGACCAUGGAGAAUGGAGUGAAUGGAGCUCAGAAAGUUAUAUUCAAAUCCCCGGUGACAUAGAGUUGAAGGAUGUGAUUGUCUGGAUCUUUGUGGCUGUAUUAUCAUCUGUCAUUUGCUUAAUCAUUAUCUGGAUGAUGGCUUUGAAAGGCUUUAGUAUGGUAGCCUGCAUCUUACCACCAGUCCCCGGGCCCAAGAUAAAGGGACUCGAUACACAUCUGCUAGAGACAGGGAGGUCCGACGAGUUUUUGAGCGCUCUGGGUUGCCAAGACUUCCCUCCAACAUCAGACUGUGAGGACCUACUGGUAGAAUUUCUGGAGGUAGAUGACAGUGAGGAUCAGCAACUAAUGCCAAGUCAUGAAAAAGGUCAUCCCAGUAAAAAUAUGAAGUCAACACACAAGGAAACAGACAGUGACUCAGGGAGAGGGAGCUGUGACAGCCCUUUCCUACUCUCUGACAGGAGCAGGGAGCCCAGAAUCCCUCCAUCAGCAUUUCAAACACCAGAUAUCAGUGAAAUUUCAGAAAAUAAUGCAAGAAAAAGCAGCUGCGAAAUUCAGAGCACAGACCUAAAAGGGAAAAUACCUUAUUUUAGCAUUGGUAGUACAAAGUUAUCUACGUGGCCUGGAGCUCAGCUAUCUAACAAUCAGACUCCUAAAUGCUCCUACCACAACAUUACGGAUGUUUGUAAGAUAGCCCUUGGCACCAUGAAUGUGAAUGUUACAUCAAUUUUGGGGGGAAAUGAAGAAAAUCAACAGUCACAAUAUUCUAAACCCACUGAAACUAUCAGUGAGGAAAAACUGGACAAGCAAGGAGAAGUGGAGAGCUUGCAUUCCAAAGCUGACCAAGACAGAAUGCAAUUGCUGCCCAGUGAGAAGUCACCUUUUUUGUCUGCUAAACUAAUGGAUUAUGUAGAAAUUCACAAAGUCAACCAAGACGGGGCGUUAGCUGUAUUGCCGAAACAGAAAGAAAAUGGUGGCAAAACUGAAAACUGUACUGUCCCUGGAACCAGCAAGGAAUAUGCAAAGGUCUCAAGGGUUGUGGACAACAGCAUUCUAGUAAUAAUACCAGUUUCAAGAGUUCAGACCACACCUAUGUUUCAAGAACCUCCAAAGGAAUCUGUUCAGAACCUUCAACAGAGUCAAACAGAGAAAAAUAUGAGCUAUUGUUUUACAACUCCAAGUGAGUGCAAAAUAGACACUGGUGGAUUAGAUUACCUGGAUCCAACUUCCUUUAUGUGCUCCUUUAAUUAACUGAAAGUUCGAUUAUCCUUCUUCAGGUAACACUACAGAGUAAAUUAAAUGCAAUUAAAAUGGAAUGUUCUAGUAUGUGGAUUACAUAGAAUUACACUACUAAAGCUCAGUUGUAGCUCACACCUUUCUAUGUUUUCUACUAGCUGAUUGCAGAACAAAUGAUUUCAUUUUCAAAUUGUGAUAUAUAGAUUUACUUUUGUUAAUAGUUAUGUACAGUAAAACAAAAGUAUGUGACAUGGUUUCUUGGAAAGGGGUAUAAUAAAGAGAAAAAAGGGAUUUGUAGGUUGAUGUAAUAGAAUAAAUAAACCUCAGAUCAUUAAAAUAGAUUUUCAAUUUAGGAAGAAAGGACAAGGAAGUGGAUAUUAUGUGCCAUGGAAACCUACAAUGUAAACAAAUUGUUGAACUUCGCAUUUCUUCUAUUAUUUGAUGAAAACUAGCCAAAUAUUGCAGGUUCAACAAAGAUACAAAAUUGGGGGAGGUUGGUCAGUAUACCAUGAUUAAGGCUAAGAUUUUGUCAUGGAUAUUUUUAGUAAAAGUCAUGGACAGGUCCUGGACAAUAAAGAAAAAUUCACAGAAGCCCAUGACCUGUCCAUGGCUUUUACUAAAAAUAUCCGUGACAAAAUGAGGAGCUGCGGAGUCCCGACACCACCCACGUGGCUGGGCAGCUCAGAGCUCCCAGGGCCCCACUGCCUGCGGUGGAUCAGAGCUCGCAGGGGCCCCAAGCUGCAGGGUACCCUCACCACCGUUGGGGGGCAGAGGGACCCUGCAACUCCCAGCCGCUGUGGGCUGAAGUCAUAGAGGUCUCUGGAAGUCCAGGAUUCCCUGACUUCCACAACCUCCAUGACAAAAUCGUAGUCUUACCCAUGAUUGUUCAUACAGUUCUUAGACCAUGUAUACUGCUGAUGAACUACUAUGGCACACAGUGUAUUUUUUCUUAAUGAAUUAUAAACACUGGUAUAGGUUUUUCUAUUAUAUAUUUUUCUCAAUCCUAAAAAAAAAAGUUAGUUUUUUGGAUGUUGACGAUUUCAUAUAUAAAAAAUAAUAUAUUAAAGUAAUUGUAGCAAAGUAGUAAAUCAUUCUCAACAUAUUUUCCUGCUUCUUUUCAAUAUGAUGAAUAAACUACAUCCCACCCAUCUCUUAGCCAAAUAGAACUGAACAAUGUUCACUUUUAUUGAAAGAAAAGAACACUAUUUGAUAGACUGCCUUAUUGUACAUAAUAUAAAAAUCUACUUUAGUAAAAGCCCAUGAGUUCAAAAUGUAUUUUUGAAGACUAUUUUUCUAAAGUAAAAAUAAAAUAUUUUCUAACUUCCCAGAACUAUUUACCUACCUGGCAACUUCACUGAUUUUUUCUGCUGAUGCAGGAAGAGGUGAUAAGAAGUGAAGCUAUCAUUUCAAUAGUGAAACACCAAAAUAACUAAAGGAGACCUGUAGAAUAAUGAAGGAUAUGAAGUAACUUUUGAAUUUAUAUUUCUAAUAGACUGUAGAUGUAAUACAAUGAAUUGAGAAUUAUGUAGUCCAUUUAUUUUAUCAACUAUUCCUGUAAAACUAAGUGGAAUGCUAGGUUUGGGGGGCUUUGUCCCUCCCUAAAUUGCUGUCUCCCUGCUGGCCUUUGGACUGUUCCAUAGAAGUAACUGUGUAAAGUCAAUCUGUGAUGGAAUGACAUCCCCCUACAUCGUAAAAGAUAGACUUUUCCCUGAGCCAGGGAGGACAUUUUAAAGAAGUUACGUUUGCCAAAAUCAAUAUCUCCCUGUCCAAGCUCAAUAGGAUGAAGAGCCAUGACCCCUGAUGUCAAAGAGCCUCUACUCUGCUAAAAUUAAGGAGGAGGAGGGGUCAUACAUUUUGAUCUGGGGCAGUUCCUCCAUAAUGAAAAUGGACCAAUAGAGCCUUCUGCCAUUGCUAGUAACUGAGGCUGGCAGGAAGCACCCCAAUCACCCCAAAAUGACAACUGGAAAUAAUGGCACUCCUUUACUGGCCCUACCCCCCACCCAAAGAAAACCUUAAUUUUCUAAAGGAAAAUACAGUCAAAUAAUGAUUUAUUUGUCUCCAUUGCAAUUGGGCUAAGUACAGAUUAUACUUAGCUGAGUAACAUCCAUAGGUAUAGUGGCCCAGUGGCAUGGAGAAGAGGGUCAGGCUGAGGAUAGAGCAUUGUGUUGUGCAAGUGAUGGGAAAUAUAUUUACAGGACAUGCACUCACCUUCCCUAUCCCACCUCUUUCCCUCAACAGCUCUGCAGUUUUCCAGUAGGCACCUUUUCGGCCUUGUGCACUGAGUCAGCUGCUUAGCCAACGUACAGAAGGGCCCAUCUAGUAGGGCCCACACAUACUACCUUCGGGCCAGAGGAAAGCCCCUCUCUGUUCACCUAUCCACUUAACUUUGACACAGUAAGACUUUGGAGAGGCAUUAAUUUUUAAAAGAACACUACAUUAUGUAGAUAUAAAAUACACUCUGCGUGUGUGUGUGUGUGUGUGUGUUUGUCUAUCUGUCUACACAGUGAUCACCCUUAAAAUAUUUUACUUUAUUCUGGAUAACUAGAUAACUUUAGUGCAGUGUUUGCAGUAUUUUCUGGACAUUGUAUAGGGAAUGCCAUGAUUAUUGCAGUGAAAUUAUCUAGUUAUCAAAA
Molecule: messenger RNA, 5987 nt
Organism: Chrysemys picta bellii (western painted turtle)
Lineage: Eukaryota; Metazoa; Chordata; Testudines; Emydidae
Gene: PRLR
Product: prolactin receptor
Biological process (GO): positive regulation of cell population proliferation; cytokine-mediated signaling pathway
Cellular component (GO): signaling receptor complex; external side of plasma membrane
Molecular function (GO): cytokine binding; prolactin receptor activity; peptide hormone binding
Source: RefSeq, a predicted model, not a curated record